UUCCAAAGCUUUCACUUCCACUUACUAGCUUUUUCCAAAGCUUUCAGCAAUAUCACACAGUUCAUCAGCAGUUGGUCAAACUAUUUCCAAACUCAAGAAUGAACUUUUUUAACUUUUAAAGAGGCACUUCACUGUUUUUUCACAUGUAGUUCAGUUUACCCAUCACGUGUAGCACUAUUCAACCUGUGAAAACUGUUGUACAAUGUCUUUUGUCGCUCUCUGGGGUACUUUCCAAAGUGAAAAAAAUUACGACAUACAUGUUAUCAGUUAUCUAUAUAUCUCUAUCAUCUCUAUUUUUAAACAGGAAUCAGGAAACCUGCAGUAUAAACUGGAGGUGAGGGGUUUAAAAGAAGUGGGUAUUUAGGGGGCAGAGAGGAUCUAAUAAAAGACACUAUAGCGUUGCAUUAUGGGAAAUGUAGGAUCAAGUGUUUUGGAGCUUGUGUGUUGGCCUUAAUGGGCAGGGUAUCAGCCUCUACAGCAUCAGUUUUGACUUUUAAUCUGUCUUGUGUGUGUUCCCCCAACUUUAUGAUAGUGCGUUACCAAAUAGCUGGAGUGCCCCUUUAAGCCAGCUGAAAUGCAGCCUAAAAGUAGCCUGUGGAAUCACAACAGCAACUGCCCAAACAUUAUGUCUAUCUCCAUGACAACCAAGCAAACUGACAAACUGAGGAAAAAUGAAUGAUACAGUUGAAAGCUAUGCAAAAAGCUAUUAAGUUGACUUGGAUAGUUUUGUCAUACUACUAGCUAUAUCCAAGAUGCUCAUAAACUGGAUUCAGAAUUGAUUUAUCUUUUUUUAAAUUAGUUUCUUGUGCACUAACUGUCAAAAUGGUGCCCUGUCAACACUAGUACACAGCGUACACUUGAUAGAGUUAGUAUGGAAUUGGGUCACAGUGUUUGCUCUUUAAUUUUUGGCAUACAGCAGUGAGGAGCGGCAAGGAGCGGCGUGGAGCGGUGAGGAGCGGCGGGGAACGGUUAAGAGUAGUAAGGAGCGGUGAGGAGCGGUGAGGAGCUGUAAGGAGCGAUGUGGAGCGUUGAGGAGCGGCGAGGAGCGGCGUCGCUGUGGGUGUCGUGUGGGAGGAGUUUAAGUAAGAUGGCUGCGGGAGAGGGAAGAGUAUUUGAGAAAUCAUCAAAUGGGAUGUUUAUCUCUCGCUAACAGGAUGCACAGCAGCCCGAAUGAAGGAGUGGUUAAUGUUUUAGCUUGCCCGACUCAGUAUUGUCUAGCUCGCCAGUUGUCUUCGGAUAACUUGAGCGCUGUCCAUCCGUUAACUGCUCUGACAUUGUGGAAUUCAUUAGCAGCUAGUCGUUAGCAACCCACCAGCGCUAACUUACUAGCAACCAGCUAGCAGGUACCCGUGGAAAUCAGCACCUCGCAGCAACUGUUGAGACUCCUACAUAUAUAUAAGAGCACAGAGUGCCCGUCCUGACUGGCUAUGGGGUGGUGUUGGCUUCAGACUGGAUGACAGGGUCUACAGGGAGGACAGGGUUACACAGUUUCUAAAGCAGCAGCGGGCUUUUCCUAAACGUACACUGAGCGGCAGUGACAGCCGACCUCCUUCUCUCCGUGUGGAUACACUCUCCCUCCCCGUUCUCCCCCCUCCUCUCCUCCCCCGUCUCCCCAUCUCCCCCUCCUCCCCGCAUCAUCUUUUCCUUUUCUUCCCUUUUUAAUUUCUUUUUGUCUUCCGUCGCCUCUGACCGUUCUGACGGAGCUCCCUUUUCCUCACCUCUUGAGUUCUUGUGACCUUUGACCUGCCUCCCACCGCGCUCCAGUAUGAGCUGGCUGAGCAGGUUGAACCCGCGGGGUCCCGGGAGUCGGUCCAGUCGGAGCGCUACCCCCUCCAGCCCCUGCACCGCUGACCCGGAGACCUGCCUCAUGGUGUUCGAGAACCACUGGAGACAGGUCUCCUGGGUGUUGGAGCAGCACGAGCCGUCCUCCUCCAGCGAUGACCUGACAGCGGUGAGGAAUCACACCGAUCAGAUGUUAUGUCUGCUGGCGGAAGAACGGCCCGCCGAGGGCUCGGAGGGCGCUGCCAACGUGACACCCAUGGGCCCCAUACUGGAGAUGGUGGUCACUGAGAAUAUUCUGGAGUGCGUGGUUCAGUGGCACCUCCGCCGCGGCCUGGACCCAGACAGCCAGGGGGCUCUGCUCAAGCUGUUUGAAAUGCUCAUCGGUCAGUCCCAGCAGCCCCUGCUGCAGCACACAGCCGUCCUCCAUCCCCUGCUGAGGCUGCUGGGAGCAUGUGCCGACCCAGAACUCGGUUGUCCUUCAGCCCUAGAAAACAGCUUGGUACUGCUGCUUAAUCAGGUCUGUGUGUCCAUGGCCCGGCAGCCGGUGGUUUUAGAGAUGCUGUUCCGAGCAGCACCGGCCCAGCAGGGCUCCACCAAUCUGCUGAUCUUCUCCCUCCUCGUGCCGUUCAUCCACCGGGACGGAGCCAUCGGACAGCAGGCCAGAGACGCACUGCUGCUGGUCAUGGCGGCCUCGGCCAGCCAUGAGGCGGUGGCACGCUACAUCGCUGAGAACUCCUACUUCUGCCCGGUGUUGGCCACAGGCCUCAGCGCCCUCUACUCCUCUCUGCCCAGGAAGAUUGAGGUUCGAGGUGACGACUGGCACGCCCUGCGGCGGGAGGACUGGAUGGGCGUGUCGUCACUCGUGCUGUUCAUGAACUCGCUUGAGUUCUGCAAUGCUGUGGUGCAGGUCUCUCAUCCCCUGGUCCGCUCCCAGCUUCUGGACUACCUCCACAACGGCUUCCUUGUACCCGUCAUGGGUCCCGCCCUGCACAAGUCAUCUGUGGAUGAGAUGAUCGCUAGCACCGCGUACCUGGACCUUUUCCUGCGGAGCGUGACGGAGACAUCCCUCCUCAAAACCUUCCUGCGCUUCAUCCUGCUGCAUCGCCACGACAACGAUACCAUCCUGGACACACUUCUCACACGCAUCAGCAGUAAUUCAAGGCUCUGCAUGGUAUCAUUGAGCCUCUUCAGGACUCUUCUCUCCCUGAACUGCGAAGACAUCAUGCUGCAGCUUGUUCUCAGGUAUCUGCUGCCCUGUACCCAUGUAAUGCUGAGUCAGCGUCGUGCCAUCAGGGAGACUGACAUGUAUGGAAAGUCAGCAGACAAGUUCCUGGCACUGAUCCCAGAGUGUUGCCGGCUGAGUGCAGUGCCCUCUGCUGAGCGGGACGAGGACUCUGCAUUCUGGGGCAAAGUGCUGAACAGCCCCAGCACAGAGUCUCCAGCCCCGCCCAGACCCAGCACACCGUCCCGCUUAGCCUUCUUCAUUCGCCAACAGAGUAGUGGGGGCGGAUCAGGAGGAGGGGGUCCCUCUACCCCGACCAGCGUGGAGCCGCCGCAGCAGGGUCCUCCCAGCCCUCACCCAAUGUCCCCUGAUAGCCCGAUGCACCAGCAGCAGGCCCACACAGAGUGUCUGGACUGGGACUCGGGCUACCUAGAGUACCUCAAAGAUGCCCGGCGAGGCAUCGAGCUUUGCUCCUGGGCCUGCCGUGACUGGUCGGCGCCUUACGACGGAGAAAACCCCUCCCCGAACGCGGCCCCUCCACCCCCGCCUCCUGCUACCUCCACUCCUUCCAUAGCAAUGGUCCCUGAGCACUUCUCUUUCCAGCAAGGAGGAACCAGUAACACAUCUCCAGGUCAGCAGAGGGCAGCCAUCGUGGCGGCGGCACGGUCCGAAUGGAGCAGCUCAGAGCGGGACAGUGGAGAGUGGGACGUCACCAUCGGCAAAAACAACUGCAUCAGCCUCACGCCACGCUCCAAGAAACGCAGCCUGCAGAGAGAGGAGCUCCUGCCAAAACCCGUGCCUCCUCUCGUCCCUUCCUCCUCGUCUUCAGCCGCCCCUUUAUCGACCUCCCACCCCACCUCGUCCCCGGCUCCUCACAUUCCAACCUCUGCCAUCACUGUUAGUUACCAGGCCAUGUACAACGGGACGAUGGGGUCGGGGGAUGGCUGCUCAGACAGUCGGGAUAGAGGACUGGAGGUAAAGAAAGUGAAGAGAGACUUGGGCGAGCAGCAGUAUUUGGAUGAAAAUGCAAAUCAAAACGGAUCCCUGGUCACAUGCCCCUCCCAAAGCUGCACUGCUCUCCCACAGUCAAUAUUUAGCAACAGUGACAUGAAUGAUGCAAAAUCUCUCUGCCCUAAGCAGAUUCCCUCUCCGAGCUCCAUCACACAGCCAAUGUCGGACACCAAGCUGCUGACCAGCGACACCUCAAACCCGCACAGCGCAUCCUCAGAUCUUCCAGAAGCCAACCAGACACAACAAUCUGUAGAGAGUCUUAUUGAGGAGCUGCUGGAGCAAGCACCAGGAGAUCCACAGCUCCCAGCAGACUCCAACGGCCAGGGCAUCAGCAUCGAGGCCUUCAGCCAGGAGCUGAGGGAGCUGGAGGACCGGGUGAGAGAACGCAACAGAGCAGCCUGCCAGCAGGAGGAAAGCACCAGAGUGUCCCUGACCGCUGAGCGGCAGGAGGAGGAACAACAGCUGCCCUCGGGCCUGGAGGUGAAGCUGACCAGUGACGUUAAGGGAGAUAGUUCUGUAGUGAGCAUCUGCAGUCCCCCCAGACUUCUCAAUCAGCCUGCCUCUCAGCCAUACACAGGUCCGUUCAUGGUGGUUCUGUUUGCCAAGCUGGAAAACAUGCUCCAAAACUCGCUGUACGUCAACAUCCUGCUGACAGGCAUCGUAGCCCAGCUGGCCUGCUAUCCUCAGCCCCUCCUACGCUCCUUCCUGCUCAACACCAACAUGGUCUUCCAGCCCAGUGUCAAGUCACUGAUCCAGGUUCUAGGUUCUGUGAAGAACCGUAUCGAGGCGUUUGCAGCCUCCCAUGAGGACUUCCCUGCCAUGCUGAAGAAAGCCCAACAGUACCUGGUGGCCCGAGGCAAAGUGGACUGGACCGACUCGCCUGCUGUCCCCACCCUGCGGCGCUCUGAUUCACUGGUGAAGAGUCGUAAGCCAUCUCUCGGAGACCUUAUCCUUCGUCACACCAACAGCCCGACCCGGGCUCGACACGCCGCUCAGCUGGCCCUGGCACACGUACGGGACGGCGGCCAAUCCCUGCACAGCGCUCUGUUCCGCGGAGGUGGAGGCGCAUCCGGCCUGGAGAAGCAAGCUGAGGCGCUUCGGGUGAAGAACGCCGUCUACUGCGCCGUUAUCUUCUGUGAGUUCCUCAAGGAGCUAGCUGCAUUGGCUCAAGAGCACGCUGUCACUCUACCCUUCCCUCACAGCCAGGAGCCAGAGGAAUAGACGUAAACAUUAGACUCCUCAGUUCAGCUCUUAGCCCCCCGUUUCUUUUUUGUUUCAGCUGUAAACAGAGUUAUAAAGGAUUCUCUAAUGGCCAGAGGACAGACUGGAGCACUGAGACUUUUCUGUCGCUGAAGUGUUUGUCUGCUACGACAGACAAAAGCAAGAUGAACGCAGUGGCAUUUUUGUACCAAAAUCAUUAUAGGAUACCUAUAGGACUGGAGAGAUUUUACUCAUCUGUAAACUUUAAUGAUAUUGUGCAUAUCAUGUAUUAUAUUUACAUUCUAUACACAGAAAAUCUCAGUAGAUAGCUUGAGAUUUGGGAUCUUGUAUAUACACGUACCAUGGUACCAUAUUCAUGGUAAAAAAGCGACAAAGUAAAGCCACAGAUAAAAGAAAUAGGUGCACAUACUGGUGCUAGUCGAUACUCUUAGGUUUUAAGUUGAAAGGGUGCUUUCAGGCGGCACAGCAGAGGAGGUUUUAUCCUCAACAAACUCACGACAGACACCAAAAAUAGUUUGGCAUUUAAAGCGUAGGCUAGUUAGCUCAAUCAGCUUCGGCCAUCUCUGUACGAUAAGCUCAUCUUGCUUUCGUCACAGAGGUUUUUUCAUCCUCAAUCAAGAACUGGCCGAUUUUAGAGAAAAGCGCACAGAAAAAGGGGCCGCGAUGCUUGUAAAGACUGGUCAUCAAAGAACGAGAUGGAAAAACUGGAAAAACCGGAGAGGGAGAGCGCCACUUCCACUCCUGUAUAUCAACACGACCAACACAAAUGUACUGGGAAAAAAAACAUUUCAAGUAAUUCAUGCCAUUUUUUUUUUUUUUUUAUAUAUAUUUUAUUUUGUGUGUUUUCUGCAAUCGCACCGUUUUCUAGACAUAUCAGCAACAUGUGGGAGCAGGUGUGUCUGUCGUCGUGUAUUUUUUUUUUUGUUUGUUUUUAAAGAACGGCUCCUUUCCAUCAGGAAGCCGUUCACCUGUUGCCAUAAAGAGGAUGUGAGAUUGAAAAAGGCAACACUGCUUUACAAUGUGUGUCAUUUAGUAUUUUUAAGAAACACUAAGAGAAGGGAAAGAUUUGUUUUUUUGUUUUUUUUUAGGGAGCGUUGGCAUGAUUUCCAUUCCCUUUAAAGUGACAGCUGAAAAAACUCCUGAUGAGGCAUUCACUGACUUUUCUUUAAACUGAUCUGUCUGUUCAGCUGGGAGCUAAAAAAAAAGAAGCUUUUAAGAUGCCAUUUCAAUUUUCCCAUUUUUUUUUUGUUGUUUUCCCUACCUUCAAGGUUUUGUCUCUGUCUGGUGAGACAGGCCAACCUGAACACACGACUGUUCAUCUCGGAACUUAACAUGCUGCUAUUUUUUAACACUAACACCCAUUUUUAAUAGCUACGAUCUCUUCAUUUGAUAGGUACCGAGUAUAAAUGUGUAUGCGAGCAUGUGGAGGAACUGGUGCCAGCGUCGUGGUCGGCAUUUAAUUUAUUUUUCGUGUCUGAGGUUGAAUGAAGGUGCAGCCACACAGUGUUAAAAAGCUUUCGGCAGGACAGGAGUAUUCACUUUAUUCAACUCUCGUCUUUCUUCCUCAACAUGAAGCAUCCUUUAGAAGCUUUGCAUCGGUAGUAGUUAGUUUUGUAUGACAGCUAUGCUUUAUAUUACAGGUAUGUCAAUUCUUAAUCAUUCCUGAUCGUUUCCCAGUUCUUUUUCAGAAACUCAUCCAGGAAACUGAAUGAUUAGGAAACGACUGACCUGUAAAAUAAAGCUGAUGACUGCAUUUUAAAUCCACCUGCCUAUGACCCAGCUUUUUUGUGAAAUAAUGAGGUUUUUUGCACAUACUAGCCAUUCUCUCUCAACUUUUUAGCAGUAGAGAAACUGCCUGCCAUCCUCAAAAGUCUUACAUCUGAAAACUGAAAUCGACCCAUAUGAACAUGCCAUCUUUUUUUUUUUUUUUCCUUUUUUUUGUUUCCAAGUGUUUUGACUCUCUCAACAAGUUGAGGUCUUCCCAACUUGUCAAAGCCAUAGCCAUGGUGGUCAUCUUUGUAAAUGUUCUCCAUCACUGCUGUAACUCACUUUUCUAUGGAAUUUCUACACAUUUUCUAACACCCCACUGUUUGUUUUUUAAGCACCAUUUGAAGAUUUUUUUUUUUUUUUGCAUGCCAGUUAAAGCCAGGUGUUUAAUUAAAUGUAGUGUAGGGUAAGUUUUAUUGGUUUGUGCAACAGUGCCAAGCUCAAAUUAGCUUCCAUGCAGUAGCGUUUAGUGAGUCAUCGGGCUGCCUGCAGAGAUCAGCGGCGGCUGAACGUUUGCUCUCGGCUGAUUUUAAAUCGGUACAGUAGAAAAAUCUUCUGUAUUUUACCCACUGCCAUCCGUCCGUCCAUCUGUUCACCUAGUCUACAGUACAUCCAUGUGUUCGGAACAAGAUUAACAUUUAACCUUGAUUCCCUUUUUUCCCUUGCACAGAGGAAAAAAAAGGCAGAGGGCCUUACUCCUCACUUUUACUGUCAAGAUUGUUUUUAUUAGAAGUUCUGUUGAAGUCAACGUUCAGCUUCUUCUUCAGUUACUACACAGGUCGGACAUUGUAACUAAGCAGUUUCAUACAUCAGUCAGUUAUCUGUAUUUCUGUGAUACGUCGGUAGACACCAAAGACAAUCUCUCUGAAUACCUGAAACUCCCAGUUUCUCUGUUUUAAGCAAUCAUAGACAGCUUAAAGUUACACAAUCUGAACACUGGAACAAACCUGAUUUAGAAAGCACUUUUUAACUGUUGAAAAUGCAACAAACACAAAAAAGGUGCCAAUACCUGGUUUAAUUCUGUUACAGUAAAAGUGAAAUGGCCAAACACGACAAAAUGUAUUUUUUAUCACCCUCCCUCUACAAUUUUAUAGGAAAAUGUUAAGGAUAAGACAGAAGAUAUUAUAAUACCACUGCUCUCAGCAGGUAAAUUGCCCAGUAAUGUUGCUGUGACAUAGUUAAAUAAUAGAACCAAUGGCCAGACCUACAACAGUAAGAUAAGGGUGAGGUGUGUUGCUGAGGCUCAGCCCUGAUGACAAAAAGGGAGUAACUCAGUGUUAGCAUUGGUCCUGUGCUACUGAUUUUGUUUUUCUGAUUUUGGGGUUGUAGCCCAUGCACACUCAUUGCUUUUUAAAGAAAUACUUGCUUGUAUUUCAUUUUUAAGACUACAAAGAUGUUGAUGUGACAAAGUUUGUAACGGGGUGAUUUUAUAAGGCAUUAUUAUCCUGCCAGAGACUUUGAUCUCCUCCUGCACUUGUCAGACUCACAGUAAGCAGAGCUGGGCAGCGCUGAUAUGCAAACAUGUAACUGGCAAAUGUAAUGAAGGCUUCAUGUUUAUUGCGACGGAUUAUCAAGUUUUAUCAACGUUGGUUUUUCAUAUUUGAACGGCAGCAAAUGGCUUCCUCUGCUGGUGGAAAAGUGAACCCUCCAACUGUAGAAACCAGUUAGAAUCAUGGUGACAGACAGACAAACACCAUUACUGAUCAUUUCAAUUUACUUUUGGGAAAUAAAAGUGUUUAGUUUUAGACCAAGCAGCUACUACGACUGAAUGCUGAAGCCGAUGCUUCUAAUGGCCACUAGAAACCUCACUGUAAUGAAGUGACUGAGAAAACCAAAUUCCAACCAAAAACUCUCUUAGAAAUAGUUAGAUGUAUAAUCUGUUCACAGUAACCAGUCAGGGCCUCAAAAAUAUAUCAAGGCCAAGCGUCUUGGCCUAUCACAGUCAGCCGUGGCGGUUGCUGUUCCCCUGUCCCACCUCAGCUCUACUCAGCUCUACUCUAUUUGAUAAAACGUUGAUUUCCAGACUUUAACCGACAAAGAGAGCAGCGAGCAGUAAACCCAAAGCUAAGCUUCACAAAAUAAUGUGUAAUGUGUCACAGAUUUGCUGUUUUUUUUUUUUUGUUGUUGUUGUUGUUGUUGUGUGUUUUAGGCAGAUGUUUGAACACUACAACUGAUCUAAUAGAAUCCUUCAGAUGAACAUUCACAUGUUGUGAGUAUAUUCAAGGGUACACGCAUUUCACACAGCAAGCCAAAGCGGUUAACCAUCACUGACUUUCACUUGAAUUUUGGAUGUUGGAACGCCCCGACACAACACGAAAUCAAACACAACUCAUGAGAUUUCACUUCACAGUUUCAGUUGCAGGUAUAAACGGUUAGACAGUUUAUCUCUUCCAAUCAUUUCGACUGUAUGAAUGCUACAACUCAAACCGUUAUGGCUGUUUUAUUUUGAAAACCUGAAGGACUCUGGUUAGAAUUUGCUCUUGCAGUCGAUUCCUUUCCACAUUAUGUACACUUUGUGCCAUGUUUGAUGUAGAUUUGUGUCAUGUGUUGAUUUGUAAUGCUUAUCACGGGAUGUACAGUAUGUACAGCAUCUUCUCUUUUUUUUUUUUCUCUCUCUCUUUCUUUGAAAAGCUUUGACUUUUCCCUCUGACAUUUCUCCCCUGCGAUCUAUGCAAAACAUGCUCUGGUGUCCCCUGUUUGAAGCAGACGAGAUGACGUGGACUGGUGUAAUGUGUAAAUACUGUAAAAAAAAAAAAAAAAAAGCAAUGGGUCAAAAAUGCAGAGGUAUGUGACAUAACCAACAGGACAGAAUGAAAAUCAUGCUCAAGUAAUGUAACGAUGAAUGUUGUCAGAAAUAUUUUUCUAUAUUUUGAAAUCAUUAGGAAAAAAAAGGACAAAAAUACAAUGUGGGGAAAAAGCUGUCAGAAGAACACUACAAAGGGAAUGUUUUUAUUAAUUUAUAAAUUCUUUGCCUAGCAAUA
Messenger RNA from Thunnus maccoyii (southern bluefin tuna), 9984 nucleotides. RefSeq names its product FHF complex subunit HOOK interacting protein 1B (gene fhip1b). Lineage: Eukaryota; Metazoa; Chordata; Actinopteri; Scombriformes; Scombridae. The coding region runs from base 1766 to 5236 and encodes 1156 amino acids. The record is from RefSeq and is a predicted model, not a curated record. Gene Ontology annotation, cellular component: FHF complex. The transcript has 12 exons. Gene Ontology annotation, biological process: endosome to lysosome transport; lysosome organization; early endosome to late endosome transport.